Molecule: messenger RNA, 2390 nt
Organism: Chenopodium quinoa (quinoa)
Lineage: Eukaryota; Viridiplantae; Streptophyta; Magnoliopsida; Caryophyllales; Amaranthaceae
Exons: 11
Coding region: 472-1797 (441 amino acids)
Molecular function (GO): 3'-5'-RNA exonuclease activity; calcium ion binding
Source: RefSeq, a predicted model, not a curated record
UAAACCUAUUAAGCAGUCAAUCAAAUUUAUCUUAAGAUUAAGAAAGAGACUUCAUUAAUUACUCUGUUCUUAUCUUUAAAAAGAGACCAAUUUGUAGAAGAACAUUGGUACCGGUAUUUCAGUUAAUUAUAUUUUUACAGAAUACAAUUAAAUCUUCUUCCCUCUUUUUUUCUCUCUCUAAACUUAAACAGGCCGGCAUCUAAUUUCUCUUUCUCUCUAUAUUCUGUAUAUUUUUCCCCAAAAUCUCGAAAAAGUUCCCAAUUUUCCUAUUUUUAAGCAAUUAUCUAAGAAUCAAAAACCCAGAAAAUAAAUUCUGCAAAUUUUUUUGAUUUUUUUUGUUGCUAAUAAUACUGUAAUAAAUUAAAGACAAUUUCUUGCUGUUUGAAGAACCCUUUAGGUAAGGAGCAUCAAUUUUUGUUGUUUGUUGCGCUGGAAGUAAUUGGAGAAGAAGAUAAGGGUGAGAAAAUAGGAAUGGUAAGAAGAAAAAGUAUGUUGAAGGGAAGAAUUUCGAGAAUUGGGAGAUAUGCAAUUGCUUCAUCAAUUACAGAUCAAUGUAUUACAUGUACUACAUUUAAUAUCCUUGCUCCAAUCUACAAAAGGCUGAGUGAUGAGGAUCAAGACGGCCGUGAGAGCGAUUACAGAGCAUUUUGGCUAGCUAGAAAUCAAAGGAUAUUAGAUUGGUUGUUGUGUGAGAGAUCUACUAUUAUUUGUCUUCAGGAGUUUUGGGUUGGUAAUGAAGAACUUGUCAGUAUGUAUGAAAAGCGGCUUGGUGAUGCUGGUUACAAUAAUUUCCAGCUAGCACGAACGAACAAUCGUGGAGACGGUCUGCUGACUGCAGUACAUCGAGAUUACUUUAAAGUUAUUAAUCACCGAGAUUUGCUAUUGAAUGAUAUUGGAGAUCGUGUUGCUCAGUUACUACAUGUUGAAUUAGUUAACCCUUUCUAUCAAAAUCGAAGUACAAAUGUCCGACAAGAGAUUAUCAUAGUGAACACUCACUUAUUGUUUCCUCAUGAUUCUAGUCUCUGCCUAGUGAGAUUGCACCAAGUUUAUGAGAUCCUACAAAAUGUGGAAUCUUACCAGAAAGAAUUUAAGCUGAACCCCAUGCCUAUCCUACUCUGUGGUGAUUGGAAUGGCAGCAAACGUGGACAUGUUUACAAGUUUUUAAGAUCUCAAGGGUUUGUCUCAUCAUAUGACACUGCUCAUCAGUACACGGAUGCUGAUGCUCAUAAGUGGGUUAGCCAUCGCAAUCACCGAGGAAACAUCUGUGGGGUUGAUUUCAUAUGGCUUCUUAACCCAAACAAGUGUCGGAAGAUUCUCAAGACAAGCUGGAAUGAGACAGUAUUUAGCAUGUUCAAGUCAUUACUUCGGAGAGCUUCAUUGACAGCUUAUGAUGCAUUUGCCUUUAUAAAGGCUGAUAGCGGGGGUGAUUAUAUAACUUACUCGUGUUUCUGUGAGGCUCUUAGACAGCUAAAUUUAGCUGGCCAACCUUACGGACUGAGUGAGGAAGAAAUGAAAGACUUGUGGGUUCAGGCAGAUAUUGAUGGAAAUGGAGUUCUCGAUUACAGUGAAUUUCAGGAAAGAAUCUGGAAUUCAGAAGACACGGAUGAUGAUGGAAGUGUACAUGGCUGUGAUGUCAAUGACACGGUGCAAGCUAUUGGGUUCAGCGUUAAAAAUGCAGUUCUCUUCCCCACUGAAGUCGAGAAAGGGAUGUGGCCUGAAGACUACUCAUUGUCUGACCAUGCUCGGCUCACUGUUGUGUUCUCACCUGUACGAAUGCCAUGCUCUCAGAUUUUAUGACAAAAACUGCAAUAAGAGAGGUUUCAGCUUUCAGCAUGAGAUUCAAUGAGCAAAAUACAUAAGAGGAUUAAUGCAUAAUUAAACACUCAUCAACUUUUUGUUGGUGACUGUGAUGUGUACGUUCUUAAGCUUAGAUUCAACCAUAACCUGGUAGACCUCUAUUCAUGGACAAUAUAUCAGAGGAUGAGUAAUAGCAGGAUCUCAUAAGCAUGUUUUUGUUUUGUAAAUGGAUUUGACUUUCAAUCCCAGGACGGAGAGAUCGUCAAUGCUAGUGCAAUAGGCUCAUGCUUGGUCAGUUCAGUUACAGAAUUGUGCUGAGAUUUCUGAUCGAAUUGGUGAAUGAAUACAAGGAAGAACGCGGAAGCAUACCGUUUGAUGAAUAGAGGACAGAUGAAGUUGUAUACUGUAAAUGUGUGUAUAAUCAGCUCUGCAGCCACUGUAAGAUUUUGUAGGUAGCGUGUAUAAUUCAUACCAGAUUUUGUUAAUAUUGCACCAAAAAGCAAUGCAAUUUUCAUUGGUGAUAAUUCCUUUGUAGUCCAUCUUCUAUACAAUUAGUUUGUGCCAGUAAAAUUCCAACCAUUAUGGCAGCCGCA